Messenger RNA from Lycium barbarum (goji berry), 1905 nucleotides. RefSeq names its product small ribosomal subunit protein uS2c-like. NCBI's taxonomy places the organism in Eukaryota, Viridiplantae, Streptophyta, Magnoliopsida, Solanales, Solanaceae. Gene Ontology annotation, biological process: translation. The transcript has a single exon. The record is from RefSeq and is a predicted model, not a curated record. Bases 440 to 1150 code for a protein of 236 amino acids. Gene Ontology annotation, cellular component: ribosome; mitochondrial small ribosomal subunit. Gene Ontology annotation, molecular function: structural constituent of ribosome.
GGUGAUACCCGUUGGUACCGGAUUCAAGGGAUUAGUGCACCCUUCAAAACAACAUAACAAAAUUCCUUUGGAAACAAAAAAAAAAGAAUCUAUUCGAGGGGGAGAUGAGAGAUAUUUUGUUCCACCACAGAAAAUUAUUUGAUUCUUGUCUUUCAAAAAAAUUCCACGACAUACCCGAACAAUCAUUUAUAGGAUUUAAUGAUUCCUAAUAACGGAUUCAUCUCUUUCGCUAUCUGCAUUUCGUAUGGUUAUUUGCUUUGGUAAUAAGGUAAUAAAAAGAAUAAUGAAUAGAAAAGAAUAAUGGUUUGGGUCGUGUAUCUACGUCCAAUCUACGGUAGAAGAGAAGGUUCCAUCGGAACAAUUAUUUAUUUCAGUUCAGGGUUCCUCGUCUCUUUUUUUUUUGAAAAAGAAUAAAAAAAGGGGGAGGGUGUGGGGAGAAAUGACAAGAAGAUAUUGGAACAUAAAUUUGGAAGAGAUGAUGGAGGCAGGAGUUCAUUUUGGUCAUGGUACUAGGAAAUGGAAUCCUAAAAUGGCGCCUUAUAUCUCGGCAAAGCGUAAGGGUAUUCAUAUUACAAAUCUUACUAGAACUGCUCGUUUUUUAUCAGAAGCUUGUGAUUUAGUUUUUGACGCAGCAAGUAGGGGAAAACAAUUCUUAAUUGUUGGUACCAAAAAUAAAGCAGCUGAUUCAGUAGAGUGGGCUGCAAUAAGGGCCCGGUGUCAUUAUGUUAAUAAAAAAUGGCUUGGCGGUAUGUUAACGAAUUGGUCCACUACAGAAACAAGACUUCAUAAGUUCAGGGACUUGAGAAUGGAACAAAAAACAGGGAGACUCAACCGUCUCCUGAAAAGAGAUGCAGCUAUGUUGAAAAGACAAUUAUCUCGCUUGCAAACAUAUCUGGGCGGGAUUAAAUAUAUGAAAGGGGUACCCGAUAUUGUAAUCAUCGUUGAUCAGCACGAAGAAUAUACGGCCCUGCGAGAGUGUAUUACUUUAGGAAUUCCAACAAUUUGUUUAACCGAUACAAAUUGUGACCCCGAUCUCACAGAUAUUUCAAUUCCAGCGAAUGAUGACGCCAUAUCCUCAAUCCGAUUAAUUCUUAACAAAUUAGUAUUCGCAAUUUGUGAGGGUCGUUCUAGCUAUAUAAGAAAUCCUUGAUUAAUAAUAACAUAAUAAGAUAAAUAACUUACUUCAGAAAUCCCUUAUGGAAUCGCUUACUAUUUCUGAAUUUCAAAAAAGAGAUAAAAAUAACAGGGGAUAUUAUGUGAUUUAUUAGUAUUCGAAAUCUUAGUUGGUAUUCAAAAUAUCCGAUUCAAAUAGACAAAGAGAUGGUUGAAUCAAAAAUUUUUGUUUCAAGUUCCAUUUUUUCAGAGGGCAAGGCAAUAUGAAUGUUCUAUCAUGUUCCAUCAAUACUCUAAAGGGGUUAUACGAUAUAUCCGGUGUGGAAGUAGGCCAACAUUUCUAUUGGCAAAUAGGGGGUUUCCAAGUACAUGGCCAAGUACUUAUUACUUCUUGGGUUGUAAUUGCUAUCUUAUUAGGUUCAGCCACUAUAGCUGUUCGGAACCCACAAACCAUUCCAACCGGGGGUCAGAAUUUCUUCGAAUAUGCUCUUGAAUUCAUUCGAGAUGUGAGUAAAACUCAAAUUGGAGAAGAAUAUGGGCCCUGGGUUCCUUUUAUUGGCACUAUGUUUUUAUUUAUUUUUGUUUCUAAUUGGUCAGGAGCUCUUUUACCUUGGAAAAUCAUACAAUUACCUCAUGGGGAGUUAGCCGCACCCACGAAUGAUAUAAAUACUACUGUUGCUUUGGCUUUACUCACAUCAGUGGCAUAUUUCUAUGCGGGUCUUACAAAAAAAGGAUUAGGUUAUUUCGGAAAAUAUAUUCAACCAACCCCAAUCCUUUUACCCAUUAACAUCU